Acanthopagrus latus (yellowfin seabream) is the source of this 3803-nucleotide messenger RNA. RefSeq names its product testis associated actin remodelling kinase 1 (gene tesk1). The record is from RefSeq and is a predicted model, not a curated record. NCBI's taxonomy places the organism in Eukaryota, Metazoa, Chordata, Actinopteri, Spariformes, Sparidae. Gene Ontology annotation, cellular component: cytoplasm; nucleus. Gene Ontology annotation, biological process: protein phosphorylation; positive regulation of stress fiber assembly; actin cytoskeleton organization. The transcript is spliced from 11 exons. Gene Ontology annotation, molecular function: protein serine/threonine kinase activity; ATP binding. Bases 861 to 2906 code for a protein of 681 amino acids.
CUCCAAUAAAGCACAGCAAAAGUCGCCGCUCCUCUUCCUUCGUUGCAGCCAACCGACCAACCCGACAGCAGGGCAGCGCGCAGGAGCGGCGGCGUAAAACGAAACCACGGGAGGCUCGAGUGUGCGUGCCGGCGCAACUAAAAAAAACAAAACAAACCAAAAAUAAACCCCGAGAUGAUUAAUUAGUAAAAUAAAGGCUCUCGGUAACAGGACGCCGAGGAGCAGCUGAUCCGGAGCUUUGGGGGCUGACACAGAGGACACAUGUGGAGGUUGUGUUCCUAGAACAGGCCAGUUUCAAUAGGCUGCAGCGUCACGGAGGCAGCUCGUGUGCGCACUGGAAACCCGGGAUUCGAUUGGCGGAGCCGAGGAAGGGGAGCCCCGGCCUCUCACCACUGCAGGAGGAGCAGCAGAGUUGAGGAAACCGACAGAGAGAGGGAAAGAGAGAGAGAGGGAGAGAGAGACUGCCAAGACAGCAGCAGCAGCCUGCGCACUUUAAAAAACGGCACAGCCUCCUCUGCCGCACGCCAUGAGGGACUUCACCCAACCUGACGGCGCAGGAUGCAGCGCUGCAGCUGCGUAGUUUGUUAGACACGAGUCCGCUGCAGAGGAUCCAGGCCCAGCCGGCUGCGACAUUUGGCUUCUCCGCCCGCCGAGAGUUGCUCAUCCGUCCCUCUCCGGAGAGCUGCCCCCCCUGCCGCCCUGCCGCCCUGCGCCCCUGGCCUCGCAGCGGCCGGACGGACGGACAUGGGAAAUGUAAACAGUAGCCGGGCUGGAUUUUGAACCACUCGCACCGUCCUCCUCCUCCUCCUCCUCCUCCUCCUCCACCUCCACCUCCUCCUCCUAGUCCCGGGGCGUCCGAGAUGAAGAUGGAGCCGGAGAGGGUCGAGCUGGAGCAGGAGGGAGACGCAGAGCCGCCCAUGCACAGCGUCCACGGAACCAACCGGAUCAGACCGUCCUCGUACCGGGCCCUGCGCAGCGCCGUGUCCAGCCUGGCCCGCCUGGACGACUUCAGCUGCGAGAAGAUCGGAGCAGGGUUCUUCUCCGAGGUGUUCAAGGUGCAGCACCGGGUGUCGGGUCAGGUCAUGGCUCUGAAGAUGAACAUCCUGGCCAGUAACAGAGCCAACAUGCUCAGGGAGGUCCAGCUCAUGAACCGGCUGUCACACCCCAACAUACUCAGGUUUAUAGGAGUGUGUGUCCAUGAGGGGCAGCUUCACGCUCUCACAGAGUACAUCAACGGCGGCAACCUGGAGCAGCUGUUGGGCAGCGACAUGUACCUGUCGUGGAGCCUGCGGCUCAGCCUGGCUCUGGACGUCGCCCGGGGACUGCAGUACCUGCACAGCAAGGGCAUCUUCCACAGAGACCUCACCUCCAAGAACUGCCUGGUGCGCUGGGAGGGCUGCGUGUGCUCAGCUGUUGUGGGGGACUUUGGCCUGGCGGAGAAGAUCCCAGAUUACAGUGAGGAAGAGGACCAGGAGCCUCUGGCUGUGGUCGGCUCCCCCUACUGGAUGGCCCCGGAGGUGCUCCGAGGGGAGGUCUAUAAUGAGAAGGUGGAUGUGUUUGCGUUCGGGAUCAUCCUGUGUGAGGUCAUCGCGAGGAUACAGGCCGACCCCGACAUCCUGCCACGCACUGAGGAUUUUGGUCUGGAUGUGGAGGCCUUUCAGCAGAUGGUUGGAGACUGUCCUCCUGAUUUCCUGGAACUGACCAUCGCCUGCUGUAAUAUGAAUGCAAAAGUCCGUCCGUCCUUCUCGCAAAUUGUAGUGGACCUGGAGAGGAGGCAGGCUGAGAGGAAGCAGAAGGACGAACCAACAGUCAAAGUUUGUCCAUCGAUCGGCUCUCAACGAAGGCGAUCCCUCUGCCUCCCGUCAGACCCUCGCCUCUCCCGCAGCAAGUCUGACAUGCUUCAUCCACCAGACACACCAAACUCUGUUACCUUGGCAACUCCUGCCCGGGUCAACCCCUUCUCUCGGAGGGAGGACCUCAAGGGCGGCAAGAUCAAGCUGUUCGACACUCCCAGCAAGUCGGUCAUCUCCCUCACCUUCACCCUGCCGCCCCCGCCAGACUGCGACGACCCUUCUGCGUCCGAGACGGACGGCAGCGACCAACCUAGGAGGCACAGGCGCUGCCACUCGCUGCCGUGUACGCCUCCUCCAAACCUCACGUCGGCGCCGAACACCGUCCUAACUGAGGAGGAGUCCAUGUCUGAGGUAGAGGUUGGGAAUGAUGCACAGAGUGAAGAAGAGAGACUGUUGGGAGAUGAGAAGGAGGUCAUGGAGGGGGGUGAUUCAGGGCUUCCUCUGUCGCUGGACCUGCUGGACCAAGACAAGGAGGAUGAGGAGGAGGAGCCCAUGGACUGCACCAGCUCCCCGGACACGCAAGACAGCACUCCGUCUCCUUACCCAAAACUCUCCCAGCCUCCAUCCCACUCCUCAACUCCCAUCCAACCCUCCGCCCCUACCCUCUCAAAUGGCUGGGGGUCGGCCAUCUCCAACGGGCCUCCCUGCCUGCCUCCCCUCUCCAACUUGGACAACAACAACGUGGUCGUGAGUCGACCCUUGGGGUGGAGCGCCACCAACGCGAGCGCUCCCACUGCAACCAACAACAACGGCUACCACUCCCCCCACAGCGACCCCGCUGGAUCAUCCCCGUUCGGCUCCGGCAGCGGACACUCUCUGGACCAGGAGGAGGUGAUCUCCUGUCCCGGUUGCUGCCUCGCUGGCCUUCGCUUUCCCUCAAUGUGUCUCAGAGCUCCACCGCGUAGAAACCCCUACAAGAACUUGAAUGGGGACCACGCGGCCUCACGUGGCCUGCUUUGUCCAGGACCCAAGGGCCUACCGCCCUCUCCUACACCCACAACCACCACCACCAGCCUGGAGCCGGGACUGUCCUUGCCGGGGGCGCAGACAUAAACCCCAGUGUCUGAUCACCAAAUACAAAGACGUGUCGAAACUCUGCACCAAAAGUUCCUCACUGGAAAUUUAGUCAGUCUUCUUGGAAUUUGCACAGAUUUAACUCAGCAAUACCCUGCUUAUUUUCCACACAUACUUUUGGUGCAGAACAGGCGCUGAGUCAAACACACUCCAGGCUGAUUUUCUCCUUUAUAAGCUGUGGGACAAAGGAACUGAUGUCCUUGCUGGUGACCUGUUGCGUGUCGCCCUCUGCUGGGCUGAGGGUGACACGCACGACUUCAGAGUCAGCAGUGCCUGCGUAGAUCUGACUGAUGAUCGGUAGCAUCCAGAACUGUUCAGCAUGUAAACACUCCAGUUUGGGGCCCCACUGGUUAGAUCCUGUAUAUUUGCAGAUGUAAAGAUUCCUAUGACUGAUGAUGAUGAUGAUGAUGAUGAUGAUGAUGAUGCUGAAAUGAGGAAUGUUAAGCUUAGUAUUAUUACUGCUGCAAUGAUUUUCGAUGUUUGGUGCUGUUUCUGAAUGAACAGGCAGUUUUGCUUUAAUGUCUUUAAUUAUCAAGAGGUGUAUGGUGCACUGCAGGGCUGUGUGUGUGUGUGUGUGUGUCUGUGUGUGUGUGUGUGUGUGUGUGUGUUUGUAUGUGACAGGGACAAAUGAGUGUGUAGUGGAUUCAGUGUGAGAGGCUGGAUAUGAGGGUGUGUGCUGUACACCGUUCCUUUGUUGCUGUAUGAUCUCUAUUGGCCCUUCUGGUUGCCUGGUUUAAGCACUUCAACUGUAUUACUGUUAAUAAGGAAAUAUUUGAUGUCAUUAUUACUUUUUGGAAUGAAUGGUCAAAGACCUGCUUAAGAGAUGUACAGAUUCUUAUUAUUUAAAAAUGGUAUUGAAUAAAAAGAUAGAAUGCA